Messenger RNA from Fragaria vesca subsp. vesca, 746 nucleotides. Its product is annotated as probable phospholipase A2 homolog 1-like. Gene Ontology annotation, biological process: arachidonate secretion; pollen germination; pollen tube growth. The coding region runs from base 52 to 492 and encodes 146 amino acids. Lineage: Eukaryota; Viridiplantae; Streptophyta; Magnoliopsida; Rosales; Rosaceae. The record is from RefSeq and is a predicted model, not a curated record. The transcript has 4 exons. Gene Ontology annotation, molecular function: A2-type glycerophospholipase activity; calcium ion binding.
AAACGAUAGAGACGACGACGACGAAGCCACUUGAAUCUCGUGCAACCGAGAAUGUUGGGAGCUCCCGCCGUGACGACGCGUGUCGCCGCCGCAUUCGCCGUCUCCUUCAUCCUCCUCGCCUCCGUCGCCCACUGCUCCAACAACAAUUCCGAGGAGCUUUGCAGCCGAACCUGCGCAGCGGAGAACUGCAAUUCGGUUGGGAUUCGGUACGGGAAGUACUGCGGAGUAGGGUGGACCGGCUGCCCUGGAGAGAAGCCGUGUGAUGAUGUUGAUGCUUGCUGCAAGAUUCAUGAUGACUGUGUUGGCAAUACAGGUGUUCACGAUGUAAAAUGCCAUGAGAAGUUCAAGAAAUGCAUAAAGAAAGUACACAAAUCUGGGAAGGUUGGAUUUUCGAAGCAGUGCCCGUACGAAACAGUUGUGCCUACUAUGGUGCAGGGUAUGGACUUGGCCAUCAUGUUCAGCCAGUUUAGCAAUUCAAAGCUAGAACUAUGACCCACGAAAGCCAGAAUGAAAUUCUCUCCAAGAUCUAAAGUACAGGAUCGGAACUCAUUUAACAUGAACAGAUGAACAGAUCAUAUACACAAUUUGUUUUGUACUGCUCUAAUAGACAUAUACUUUGAUUGGUUCUUAUUCUAGGAUUUUGGUACUUAUUCUAGAGCAGUCUGGUUAUUGAGAUGUAAAGAGCAGACGUCAUGGAAAUUUUGCAAUACUAUUCCAAACUUCCAGUAAGGGUAACUACUUCUGCU